Brassica napus (rape) is the source of this 573-nucleotide messenger RNA. Its product is annotated as 14-3-3-like protein GF14 epsilon. Gene Ontology annotation, cellular component: cytoplasm. The record is from RefSeq and is a predicted model, not a curated record. Lineage: Eukaryota; Viridiplantae; Streptophyta; Magnoliopsida; Brassicales; Brassicaceae. Gene Ontology annotation, biological process: signal transduction.
AUGGAAAACGAUAGAGGGAAGUUGAUUUACAUGGCUACGAUUGCUUACCUAGCUAAAAGAUAUGAUGAUAUGACGAAAUCGAUGAGAAAAGUAUGUGAGUAUGAAAUAGAGCUAACUGACGUAGAGAGAGAACUACUAGCAAUUGGCUACAAAAAUGUGAUGACGAAGAGAGCAUCAUUGAGAGCAUUAUCUUCCAUUGAAGAAAAGGAAGACUCCAAAGGAAACAAGCAAAACGUGAUGAUUAAUAAAAAGCUAGAGAUAGUUUAACAUGAGUUUUUCAGUGUUUGUAAUGACAUUUUGUCUCUCAUUGAUUCUCAUCUCAUUCCAUCAACUACCAAUGUCGAGUCAACCGUUUAUUACUACGCAAUGAAAGCAAAUUAUUUUCGAUAUAUGGCAGAGUUUGGUUCUGAUGCUGAACGUGAAGGAGCUGCAGAUAAUUCUCUCGAGGCAUAUAAGAUUGCAAUGGAAACGGCAGAGGGUGGUUUAUCGCCAACGAAUAUGGUUAGACUUGGCUUGGCUUUGAACUUCUCGAUUUUCAACUAUGGGAUCCUUAAAUCUACUGAAGAACGUUAG